AACUGCCCUCUGAAACCACCCUAUAUUCAAGGAGUGGAAUUGAAUUUGUCACGGCUUUAUUAUACGGUUGUGUCGUUUGGAGGAUGGCAGAAAGUUGGGGGAGGGGGAUUCCCCGAGGUGUCUGGUCGUGGGAACGGGCUGAUUCUCACGCUCGGGGGAAUCCCCUGCCGUCUGGCGGAAUCAGCUGAUCGAGACAGGCUGGUGGUAUUUGGCGGCAGUGGUAUCACAAGGAGAGAAAUGGGGGGACGUAGCCCAGGCGAUGGGGGUCUCAGAGGGGGUGGCAGUCUCCGAAUACGCGGUGAAGGUGUUGUAUAUGAGAUAUCUAUCGAAAUACGAACAGAACGAGUUGGUGGGGGAUGCGGAGGAUACGGAAACGGAUUUAUUGGGGUCGAGGAGCCGGGGGAAGGGGUUCUCUUCGCUGGCCACUGCGGACUGCCCUACUUUUUUCGAGUGAGGACGGAUAGAAAGGAGGCGGAAUAUGACCGAAUAGUGAAGAGUUUGAUGAGUGGACUGCCGAAUGAGUGUGUUUGUAGAGCAGUUUUAACUAAUUUUGAGCUAAUUGGCGGUGUGCCAAUAUUUGAGAUUGGCAUUGUGCCAAAAUUUGUUAACGCGAACAAAAAAAUUGAGAUUGCACGCGAAGAGGUGGAGCUAUUCAACGGCAUCGAGACGGAACUGGAGCCGCGCGACGCGGUCUCGUGGCGCGUGCAGCAGGUCGUCUCGAUAAUGCGAAAUUUGUCGUUCGAGGUGAUCAACAAGGGGGUGAUGGCGGCGAAUUGGCCGUUAUUAAAGUAA
Messenger RNA from Anisakis simplex (herring worm), 792 nucleotides. The record is from the annotation of a GenBank genome assembly. Lineage: Eukaryota; Metazoa; Nematoda; Chromadorea; Rhabditida; Anisakidae.